AUGCUAAAAGACAUCAAGGCAGUCAAAGCGAUUGAUAAAGACACCAAAAACGCUGUCAAAGACGACAAUUUUCUGUCUCUCCAAGCUGUUACACAUUACUGCUGCGAACGUGGCACUCUUACGGAUAGAGCAAUACACACUAUCUUCAACCGAUACGUGAGUCGAACUCGAGUCCCGGUGAAUGGCUGCACCGAUGACGCCAGCGUGGUCGGCAUGUCUAAAUUGGACUUUGUCAGAAUGUUUCUGGCCUUGGUCGGGUCUGCGACGGACAAGGGGCUAAAAUACUGGUUUUCGGUAUUGGAUCAAGAUGGGGAUGGAUGGGUAGGUGUUGCCGAUGUGGCUUAUUUUUAUGCGGAAAGAAAGUCUGAAAGUGAGAAAAAGAACGGCAUUUUGUUGACAGACGUAAGAAGCCUAUGGGUUCGACUGUGUGCAAUGACUGGUGUAUCACCCAAGGGACGAGGGAUUAGUUUCAGAUCCAUGAAGGAGCUGGGGAAAGCCGAUCGCGAGUUCGUCGCAUGCGCGUUGUUGAUCAGACGAGCUGAUGAUGGCAACCUUACCAACGUGGCUGCCACUAUGGAAGUACAGGACAAGGCGGGGAAGGCACCGUAAUGCAUGGCUGGGUUGGUAACUAUUGUCAAGAAGAAUUCUCCCUACAGACUCCACUGCUAGUCGUGUCGCUAGGAUUUCGACGGAAAAAUCCUUACAGUAGCAUAAAUUGGCUCUGAAGGUGUUAA
This is a messenger RNA of Chondrus crispus (carragheen), 734 nucleotides long. RefSeq lists its product as hypothetical. Gene Ontology annotation, biological process: protein dephosphorylation. Gene Ontology annotation, molecular function: calcium ion binding; protein phosphatase regulator activity. Gene Ontology annotation, cellular component: protein phosphatase type 2A complex. The record is from RefSeq and is a predicted model, not a curated record. The transcript is spliced from 2 exons. Lineage: Eukaryota; Rhodophyta; Florideophyceae; Gigartinales; Gigartinaceae. Bases 1 to 609 code for a protein of 202 amino acids.